This is a messenger RNA of Miscanthus lutarioriparius, 372 nucleotides long. The record is from the annotation of a GenBank genome assembly. NCBI's taxonomy places the organism in Eukaryota, Viridiplantae, Streptophyta, Magnoliopsida, Poales, Poaceae.
AUGGCCCAACAGGCAACAGCCAACCCCAGCACUCUACUCGGGAUUCAGGCGUUGUUCCAGACUUCAGUUCCCAAAAUCCGCGAUACCCGUCACGGCGUAUCCCCGUUACCCGGCGUACGAUUCCUGCGUCCACGCCGCCGGCCGUCGCUAGCUGCCUAUCGCGAAGGAAGAAGACGCUCCGCCUGCUGGUUGAAUCCCGAUUUCAGGUCGGCAGUCAAGGCAGGCGCCAGGGAAAGGGAAGGAUCCAGGCCUUCAGCUGGCCGGCGCCGGGCGACCCGUCCGCCCCAACGCGACGUCGAGACGCGCCUCCAACGUCUAGCGCAGGCCGACCGCCCCGCCCUUCCGGCCCCUAGUACUGGUCAGCUGUGCUAG